AUGGGUAUUCAUGUUCUUCAAAGCCAGCCCGCCCAGAAGGUCGCGUUUAAAGACUCUUCCACGGUUCGUGUGGGUAAUAAACUUGUUCGCAAUAAGCCACCCACCCAGCCCUCUGCUAUGCGACCCAAGCAUUUGGUCCGCGGCGGGUUCCAGCCGCGCCUUCCGACUUCGCUGCCGCCCCCAGGGCAGCAGCAGCAGCCGUCGCCGCUACUAUGCCGACAGCCCGUCCCGUUGAUGCCUCCCGCGCAGCUUCAUUCGGGAGCGCCCCAGGUGGUCGCUCCGGCGCCUGCGGUCCCUCUUCAGUCUCCACCGCCUUCGGAGCUGAUGGACGUCGACCCCUCAGCCGGGCCGCCUUCCCAAGCGGUGGCUGUGCACCCUGUCCUUUCCUUGGGCACCCCCAAGGAGUCUGACACCGCAGCGCCUUGUCCGGCGCCCACUCCGCAGCCGUCGACGCAGCGUCAGGAGACGCUGCCUCUCUUCGUGGGUCCCGACGCCCCGUCGCGUCCAGUACCAGAAGCUGCGCCCGUGGUCACAGGCGUGCACCCUGACCUCGGUUUUCCGUCGGUGUUUCCCGAGGCCCGCGCAGCCAAUGCUGGUGUGCGGACCGGGGACUGCCACCGACAACAGUCUCCGCCCCGGUCUCGUCCGCUACGCCUGCGGCCAGACCCCUCCCCCGCCGUCGACGCUCGCCACGUCAUUAUUCAACGACGGUGCGGCAAUUUGGGGGGGCGGAGUGUUAUAUCCUAG
Molecule: messenger RNA, 747 nt
Organism: Schistocerca serialis cubense
Lineage: Eukaryota; Metazoa; Arthropoda; Insecta; Orthoptera; Acrididae
Exons: 2
Coding region: 1-747 (248 amino acids)
Source: RefSeq, a predicted model, not a curated record